GUUUCUGAAAGAACAUCCUCCACGGAUUCAAAAAACCCUGAGUCUGAGAGAGACUGAGACCAAAGUAAAGAAGCACAGUUCAGUAAAUUUUGUGCACUUGGGUUGUUAUUCUUAGUUUGAGUUGUGCAAUAAUACUAGAAUGAUGCAACAACUAGAAGAAGAAGAAAGAAGAAAGAGGGAUUAUGCUGGAUUUACCAAAGCUUCUGGCCCAUCAGGACCUCCACAAUCACCAUUACUAUCACUACUUCCCAAUGUUUCCACUUCUGCCCCUCUCCUCCGAUCUUCAACUCCAAGACCCAGGGGACCAGGAGCUUUAAUAGGAGUGCAGCGGUCACCUCCUUUGGCUUUUGAGAGGGCUGGUCCUGCAGUCCGUCCUGCUUAUCAAAACUCUUCUGGAAUUCGUAGGGGACCUGAAGCUGCAGAGUCACGUCCAUUAGCUUUUGAAAGCACCCGUUUUGCUGCUAAUCCACCUCAUUCAUCCGCAGGAGUCCAUAGGUCGAUGGAGACUCCUCCUAGCUGGGGUGACAGGCAAAGAUCUCUUUCUAAAGAUUAUCAAGCCCAAAUCCAUCAAGGGUCUUCUGCUUCACUUCUUGCUUCACGUAAUUCAGGAACUAACAUUACAGCCAGGGUUGCCCGAUCUCAAAACCCAGAAAGAACCAAAUCACCUCCCUCAUUGUAUCCAAAUAGUGAUAUUGCUGGUUAUUCUAGUCAACCUGUCCGUGCAAGGCCUCCUUCAUUUUCCACUCCAUUGGAUAAUCGGCCUAGGUCACCAGUCAAUUAUGCUGAUUUGCUGGAUCAUCAAGAUCAACCAUCAGUUUCACCCUAUUUAGGUUCUGAUGCUUCUGCAAGAAGUUUUUCAACUGAUACUGGUGGUGUUCAAGUCCUGAAAAGAACCAGGUCCCCACCUUUACAAUCUGGGAGCGAAGUUCUACAGGAUAAUUUGCAUUUUGCUCAAAGUGGCUCUAAAAGGCCUUCAAUAUCUCCUCCUAUGUUGGGCACUAGGUCGAAUUUCGUUUCUACUUCAGAUUCUCAAAUUCAUCAGAGGUUUUCACCAUCUGCAAUCAAUCCUGUCACCGAAGUUGCAGCAACGAAGCUCACCAGCUCCCCAGCUCCCAAAAGAACGAGGUCACCGCCUUUGCUUUCUAGUGAUCGAGUCUUUCCUGAUUAUUCUGAUUCCACCCAAGAUGAUACUGAACGAGAAAUGCAGGCCAAGGCAAAGCGAUUAGCUCGUUUCAAAGUUGAAUUAAAUGCAAAUGUGCAAGGUGGUCCUGAUUUUGCUGAUCAAAAAGCAAAUAAACAUGAGCAGUCUAUGGUGGAGAGGCAAAAAUAUGUUGGGAACCACCCUCCAGAAUUGGCAGGAGAUUUCACCAAUGGCCAUGUUUCAUCUGAUUAUGAUGCCUCAGAAUCAUCUACCAUCAUAACGGGGUCAUGUCCAGAUAUGUGUCCUGAGUCAGAGAGGGCAGAACGUGAAAGAAAAGGGGAUCUAGAUCAAUUUGAACGCUUGGAUGGCGAUAGAAAUCAAACCAGUAAAUCCCUUGCUGUUAAGAAGUAUACUAGGACAGCUGAGAGGGAAGCAGGUUUGAUACGUCCCAUGCCAAUCCUGCAGAAGACGAUUGAUUAUCUGCUCAAUUUGCUAGAUCAGCCUUAUGAUGACAAGUUUCUUGGCGUAUAUAACUUCUUGUGGGAUAGGAUGAGGGCAAUCCGAAUGGACCUGAGAAUGCAGCACAUUUUCAAUCAAGGGGCUAUUGUUAUGCUGGAGCAGAUGAUAAGACUUCACAUAAUUGCAAUGCAUGAAUUAUGUGAACACCAAGGAGAGGGCUUUUCUGAAGGAUUCGAUGCACACCUUAAUAUUGAACAGAUGAAUAAAACAUCAGUUGAAUUAUUCCAGUUGUAUGAUGAUCACAGAAAGAGAGGAAUAAAUGUACCAACAGAAAAAGAGUUCCGGGGCUAUUAUGCACUUCUCAAACUGGACAAGCAUCCUGGCUAUAAAGUUGAACCUGCAGAGCUCUCGCUUGAUCUUGCAAAGAUGACUCCAGAGAUAAGACAGACUCCAGAAGUACUAUUUGCCCGUGAUGUUGCAAGAGCUUGCAGAACAGGUAACUUUAUUGCCUUCUUUCGGCUUGCGAGGAGAGCAAGUUACCUUCAAGCAUGCCUAAUUCAUGCUCACUUUGCAAAGUUACGUACCCAGGCACUUGCUUCUCUACAUUCAGGUUUACAGAAUAAUCAAGGUCUCCCUGUUACCCACGUUGCAAAGUGGCUUGCAAUGGAGGAUGAGGACAUAGAAAGUCUCUUACAGUAUCAUGGGUUCUCUAUAAAAGUAUUUGAAGAGCCAUAUAUGAUGAAGGAAGGCCCAUUUCUCAAUCUUGAUAAGGACUAUCCCACUAAGUGUUCUGAACUUGUUCAUAUAAAAAGGUCAAAAAUGGUAGUUGAGGAUGUUUCACCUUCAACUCAAGUUGUAUCCUCGCCUGCUAAAGCUACGGAAGAGAUUAAGUUUAGUAAGAUACAUAAGCAUGACAUGAUCUCCACCCCAUAUAUUGAAAAGGAAAGUUAUACCCAUAGAAUUGAUGAAGAAAUGUCUGAUCUUGACGCUAUUUUAUCCCCAAAAGACAGCCGACAACCUCAGCCAAUAGUCAUUAAACCAACAGUCAGUAAACAAGGUGAAAAUGACCGUCAGGCAGCUGAUGCCUCUAUUUCACCUUGGGGUUUCUUAUUAUCCCACAGUUCCCCCAGACCCGAGCUCACUAAAGUUGGGACUGUGGGGAAACCAAAUUCUGAUGCCCUUUUCAGAAGCUCUAAUGAGAGAAACAUGCAUUGUGACAUUGGGGGAAUGCCACUACAAAUGGUGUCAACAACAGUUCUGCAAGAGAGAGCUUCAGGUGGUAAAUAUGAUUAUGCAGUGGAAAAUUCUGGGUCUCCAAGUGUGGUUUUUAAUAACUUAGAAGAUGCAGAAGCAACAGAUAUUCAUACAGAUAUUCAUGAAGAAAAUGAAAUUUGCAAAGUUGUGACCGAUGAUUAUGAUGAAGAAACUGCUGAGGCGAAACUCAAAUUGAUCUUAAGGUUAUGGAAACGGCGUUCUAUUAAGCGAAGGGAGGUUCGUGAACAAAGGCAGUUAGCAGCAAAUGCUGCGUUAGACUUGUUAUCAUUGGGGCCACCUAUUCGACAAAGCAAAGAUCAACCGAGCAAUAUUGGAGAGUUUGACAUUGAUCAUGUUAUGUGGGAAAGAUAUAAAAGGCAUGUAGAAUCAUGGUCAAGACUUAAUGUUUCAGAUGUUAUAGCUGGUAUACUUAGCAGAAGAAAUCCAGACGCCAAAUGCCUGUGCUGGAAAGUUAUUGUAUGUUCUCUGAUAAACAACUCUGGAGGAGUUAAAUUGGAGCAGAGGAACCAAGUUGCUUGUUUGCCAGCAGGCUCAUGGUUGCUUUCAAAGCUCAUGCCUUUCAGCAAAGGUGAUGAUGAUGAUCUAGUAAUUUCAUCUCCUGGCCUGUCAAUAUGGAGAAAAUGGGCUAGCCAGUAUGAUGCUGAUCCGACCUGCUGUUUGUCUAUUGUUAAGGAUACAGAUUUUGAUAAUCUAGAUGAGACGGUGGCUGGUGCAAGUGCAGUUUUGUUCCUUGUAUCAGAUAACAUCCCAUGGAAUCAUCAAAAAGUCCAGCUCCAGAAACUUCUAAUGUCAAUACCUUCUGGUUCUUGCUUGCCCCUUCUGAUCUUAAGUGGCUCAUGCAAGGAAGAGACUCCUGAUUCAUUCUCUAUUAUGGUCAAUGAAUUGGGCCUUCAUGAGAUUGACAAGUCACAGAUUAGUAGCUUUCAGGUCUUUCCCCUUGUUGUAAACCAUGAGAUGGAACACUCAGACGGGUUUUUUAGUGAUGAGCAAUUAAGGGAGGGACUAAAGUGGCUGGCAAGCGAAUCACCCCUGCAACCUGUCCUUCAUAACAUGAAAACACGUGAAUUGGUUCUUCCUCACUUGAAUUCUUCAUUAGAGGUGCUUGAGAGGAUUAAUGAUUUUGAAGUAAGUCCGAAUAACUGUAUCUCUGCUUUCAAUAAAGCCUUGGAUUGGUCUUUGGAAGAAAUUGCUUCUGCUGCCAAAGCAAAUCCUGCCAACUGGCCUUGUCCUGAGAUUGCUUUGCUGGAGGAGUCUAGUGAUGAGCAUAGAGUGGUGAAGUGGUACUUGCCAACUAUAGGAUGGAAUUCACUGAAGAAAAUUGAACCGCUCAUGUGUGCACUAAGGGACUGUAAACUUCCAGCUUUUACUGAUGAUAUAUCCUGGUUGGCCAGAGGUUCCCAUAUGGGCAAAGAGAUUAAGAACCAGAGACUACAACUCGAAAAUUGCUUGGUCACGUACCUGACGUCAAGUAAGAUGAUGCGAUAUACUGAGGCAAUGAAAGAGGCAUCCCUAAUGCUACAAAAAAGUGCUCACCUUGAGCUCCAUAACUCAUGUUACUGUAUUGUUCCAAAGUGGGUUAUGAUUUUCCGCCGAAUUUUUAAUUGGCGGUUAAUGAAUUUAUCCAGUGGGUCCUUCUCUGUGGCAUAUGUUCUGGAGUGUCAUCAUGUAGCUCCUCCAAUUACAGGAGAUGUUGAUAUGUUAGGGCUUGAAGACAGUGUACCUUCUCAUUAUUUAAAUCAUCCAUCUCUAGAUGAAAUAAUUGAAGGUUGUUGUAGCCUCCCUCCUUUAUUGGGUGGGGAUGAGUCACAGCCAGAAGCUUUUCAGCCUCUUUCAAGGAUGGUCCCAAAUGGUGAAGUUCAUGAGGCUACUACUAACACAAAUGACUUAGUGGAGGAUGAAAGAGAUGUUGUACAGGAUGGUAAUUUGGACAUCACGUACGAGAUGUCUUACACGAAUGUAUUCGACAGUACUUUUACUGAAAUAGUGGUGGCUGGCAAAGCCACCCAGGAAGCUGAAAACUUAAGCAAGUUAUUGGAGCAGUGUAAUAUAGAGCAGAACAAGCUAGAUGAGACGCUGUCUAUCUAUUUUUGAUCUGCUAACUGUAGUGUUUUACUAUUUUUCAUAUUACAAGAAGAGAGGGAGAGAAUUUUCUAUACCUGUAAGUUAUUUGUACAAGUGAGGCAGUAACGAUAGCCUUGCAAUUUUGUUAUCCA
Quercus lobata is the source of this 5088-nucleotide messenger RNA. It is a transcript of the gene SAC3B, whose product is annotated as SAC3/GANP/Nin1/mts3/eIF-3 p25 family. NCBI's taxonomy places the organism in Eukaryota, Viridiplantae, Streptophyta, Magnoliopsida, Fagales, Fagaceae. Gene Ontology annotation, cellular component: cytoplasm; transcription export complex 2; nucleus. The record is from RefSeq and is a predicted model, not a curated record. Gene Ontology annotation, biological process: mRNA export from nucleus.